Molecule: messenger RNA, 861 nt
Organism: Phialemonium atrogriseum
Lineage: Eukaryota; Fungi; Ascomycota; Sordariomycetes; Cephalothecales; Cephalothecaceae
Exons: 4
Coding region: 1-861 (286 amino acids)
Source: RefSeq, a predicted model, not a curated record
AUGGAGGCAGCUCCUGGGGGCUCACAAGGCCCCGGUUCAGGGUCUGAUACAGCACCGGUGAUAGGGGAUGAUAUGAGCGACAUCGACCUCACCAGCCAGACAAACCUGAUGGGGCUUGCCCACGUCAAGACUCGACAUAUACCCCACAACUUCCAUCCCGUCUUCGAGUCCUACGCCAUCAGAGCGCUCGAGUACUCUGCCUUUGAGGUCGUCGGCUACAUAAAGAAGAUUCGAAAGAUAGAAGCAAAGCAGAAAUCGCCCAUUUCAUGCCAGAAAUACACCAAGCUGCAGAGAAAGUUGUACAAGAAGCUUUGCUCGGCUCUGCUUUUCCGCUACAACCUCUUCAUCAAGGCCGGACUAGUCCUCGCCCAUGACGUCCCGCAGAAGGCCAGCAUCGACGCCGUGGCCUUGUGGCUGUCGAAGAAGUACCCCGGCGGCCACGAGAUACUCCGAAACACGGACCCGGAUGACCUCCGGGUCCUCAGCUCGCGCCGCGGCACGCUGGACAAGUUCAUCCUGAACUUGCCCACCACGGCGAUCGGUUCCUUCCUUUGUCGACCCUUCCGCGAAGAGCAUAGCACGGCCGACGGGCUGAAAGUGGAGGGGUUCAACGAGGCCCAGCUCCUGCGGGCGGGCCACGCGGCGAUGCUGGCCUUGCUGUGCACGGCGCUGCUGGUGCCGACGGCGCUGCUGUCGUACCGCGUCGUCAGCUACCCCGUCGGCGUCGGCGUCGUGCUGGGCUUCUGCGUCGUCUUCAUCGGCAUGACCCUGCUCAUGGAGCCCGAGAGGCCCGAGAUACAGGUCAUCCUCGUCCUGGCCUACGGCGCCAUCGCUACUACGAUACUGUCUAAUUUUCGUUGA